Girardinichthys multiradiatus is the source of this 2663-nucleotide messenger RNA. RefSeq names its product THAP domain containing 11 (gene thap11). The record is from RefSeq and is a predicted model, not a curated record. Gene Ontology annotation, biological process: regulation of transcription by RNA polymerase II. Gene Ontology annotation, molecular function: RNA polymerase II cis-regulatory region sequence-specific DNA binding. Gene Ontology annotation, cellular component: nucleoplasm. The transcript has 2 exons. Lineage: Eukaryota; Metazoa; Chordata; Actinopteri; Cyprinodontiformes; Goodeidae. Bases 900 to 1712 code for a protein of 270 amino acids.
AACUUGGGGAUUGAAAACAAAAUUCGGCAAGGGAAAUAGUUUUCACCCAAAGAUCAACAGAUGUUGACAUUGUUUGACAUGUAGAUGGAGCCCCAUAAAUUAGAAAAGGUUUUUAAUUCAAUAAUUCAGUUCAAAGGGUGAAAGUCAUGUACAGAUUCAUCACACACGUUGAAUUGUUUUGAGCAUUUAUUUCUGUUAAUUUUGAUGAUUACUUUCAGUGGCAAAAAACAUCCGAUGCUGUCAGAAUCUGUCGCCAUAUAGCUAAGAUAAAAUAACGUUCCUUUGUUAUUACUGGAUGCAAUUUGUUGAUAAUUGCUUCAUAGAUUUAUAAAGGAUAAUGUGAUGACAACUUUUUAAUGUUUUCAUAUCUCAAUCUAAAAGAAACCAUUUUAUAAGGUUUAUACUUACAAUACUCCAAUAGACAAGAACCGAAUACCCCUCAUUUAUACUCCCUCUCUAAAGUAAAAGAGGAUUCCUUUACGUUUUCAAAUUAAGUUUAUCGUAGCAAAGAAUUUUUACACCAAAUAUUUAACAUAGAUUGCAAUACCCUUGCUUUCUGUCACUCUAUUAAAAUAGUAGAUCUCAUUAUUCUUUACAGUCAUCCAGCUAAACAUUUUGCUAGUUUUCCCUUGUUGGAUUUCCCUAAUCACACUAAUUCCAACCUUAACAUAUACACAGUAUUACUAAUAAUACUACCACUAAUAAAUAUCACAUACAAGGUGGACAUAACUGAAAUUAUUUCCGACCAGAAGGAGCGCUACAGCAGUGGUGCUGUCAGAAAUGACGCGCAAAGAAUUGUGGGACUUUUAGUUCUCAGUCAGUAACGGUUGACUUGAAAACACUCCGAAGAACAAAGCAAGACCUAAAAAAUAGUACUUCAGCGUUAAAUUUGACGGAACAUGCCAGGGUUCACCUGCUGUGUCCCCGGCUGCUACAACAACUCGCACCGGGACAAGGAUCUGCGCUUCUACACGUUCCCCAAGGACCCCGCUCUGAGGGAGCAGUGGCUGCGGAACAUCUCCCGGGCCGGGGUCAGCGGCUGCUUCAGCACCUUCCAACCCACUACGGGCCACCGCGUCUGCAGCGUGCAUUUCGCUGGCGGAAGGAAGACGUACACCGUCCGGGUACCGUCCCUCUUUCCUCUGCGGGGCGUCAAUGAACGCAGGAGUCGGCGGGGCAGAGGGAGGAAGUUGGCCGCCUUCGUCCCUGCCCCCGGGAUCGUCGCUACCAGCGUCCUCGGAAACACGGCUGGCGUCGUCGAGGGUACUAUCGGUGGAGAGGCUGGCGACGAAAACAUCACAGUGGUUCAGAUAGGCCACAACGGGGAGUACUUGGGCACCGCGCGGCUUCCAGCCCCGGCAGAGGGCACCUGUAACUGCGUUUCAGAGGAUGUGGUGGAGCUUAAAGUCGAAGACUUACCUGCGGACAUCGGGGCUAGCCCGCAGCAGCUGUCCGUCCAGUACUUAAGUGUGACCAGCAGCCCGCUGGACCACUCAUACUCCCUGACCACCGGCACCACGUCUGCAGAGCUGCUGCGCAAACUGAACGAACAACGGGACAUCAUCGCGCUAAUGGAGGUGAAGAUGAAGGAGAUGAAGGCGACCAUCCGCCAGCUUAGGGUGGCCGAGGCCAAGCUGCAGGAGGAGAUCCGUGAGCGGGACCGUCUGCUGUACAGCAACUCAGUGGCUGGGAACGUUCGGAAGAAAAACUGAUGAGGCGGCUACAAUUACCUGAACACUGACAUUUACAUAGAACCAUAUGCACCACCAGACUCGAGAGGAGUGCGAAAACUAAUCCUGCCCUUCUUUGUAUUAAACAAACAAACAAAAACAAAAAAAAAGUAUCACAGUUUGUAUUUAGUCUGCAGUCCUGGUUUUCAUAUUUCUGAUAUUAAAAACCGACUGCCUCGUUUAUGUAGCAGAUAGAUUAACCUUAUCGCUAAUCACAUAGGAACUGGACCAGGAUAAGCAUACACAUUUGGUUUCCCCAGCACAGACUCAUGAGCUUGCACAGAUUCACAAGUUAAGUAUAUUUAUAAGCAGAGUGGACAGAAGUUUGACUCUGCACUGCCUGGUUGCAUAAGGAUUUUUUCUACUCACUGUUUUGGUUUUGUGUCCAUGCUUUUCAACUUACAGUAGGAGGCUGACUCAAGAAGCAACUCAUGAUUUAACAUGAAGGGCACCAAGAUGAAGAAAAAACACUACUUCUGACCAGCCUUUUCAUCAUUUAAAUGAGCUCAGUCCUCAUCACAGAUGCCUUUUGAUGUACUUUAAGUUAAUUGACUUUUGUUGCUUCUGAAAAUGUUUGUGCAAGGCAAGAGUAAGUUUAGGAAAUUCCUUAAAACUACAAGGGGCCCUCAACAUCUGAAAUGUUAAUAAAGGAGAAUGUGAAACCAUUCUUUUUCUGUAGAAAACAUUUUUACUAAAGUUAUGAUUUCCAACGGCUACAUAUAAUGUGUGUCCCAAGCUAGUUUUGUUAUUGUUUCUUUUGUCGUACCAGUUUAUUGUUACAUGGUGGACUAAAAGCUUCCUUAUUGCUUCGUUGCUGCAUCUCCAAAUAUCUAGUGUGUUUUAUGCACACCGAGUUUGAUACAUUUCUUAGUUUUGAAUUUGGAUUGAUAUGCUCCAAUUUCAGUCUGAAGUAAAUUCAUUUUGAAAAUUUUA